AUGAGACGAUGGCAUCAAAACAACUGCCAGACUCCCACUAUCACCCUCAUCAGCCAAAUCCCUCAUUGCAGCAACUGCUCCGCCACAGCGACCUUCGAUGAAGCAUCAUGCCCUGCCACGACUGUGCCCCCUUUACCCACGAAAUCAGAGGGAUCGAGACUGAAAUGGCCGGGCAAGGCCCGAUACCUGGGCGAAUUCUCGUCCGACGUCAAAGUUACACAGCCUGCGCGAAAGGUCUCGAGAGUAGAUACAGGCUCUACACCGACAAAUGCCCUGCCGAGGCCGGAGUUACUUUUCGACGAUGAGAUCCGGCUCGUGAGGCUGGAAUCGAGUUAUGUGGAAGGGCCGGUGCAUGUGCAUUUUGAGAAAGUUCAUUUACAUCAAGCUCCUGUUCCCGGUUAUGAUGCGCUUUCGUAUGCGAAAGUCGGUGAUCCGCUGCAGUGGAAGGCCGUGUUUGUGGAUGAGUUUUGGGAUGUCAUUUUCGUACAUCAGAGCUGUGAGGAGGCUUUGAGGAGGUUGCGAGAGUUGAAGGUUGCGACGCUGGUGUGGAUUGAUUGUCUUUGCGUUGAUUUGCUUGAUGCUGUUGAGAGGAAUCAUCAGGUUGAGCUUUCGCGCGGCAUAUUUGAGAAUGCAAAAGCUGUUCUCGCGUAUCUGGGUCCCGAGUCGGCCGAGAUUCGAAUUGUUUUCGAUGCUAUCAAGGGCGCAGGUGCUAGCGGGGUUAUUGACUUUCAAUCCGAGGCAUCGCGGAAUGCAUGGCAAAACGUUCUUGACCUCCCCAUAUUCGCGCGUGUUUGGGUUUAUGGAGAGGUAUUGACAGGAAAGACAAUGAAAUUACUCGCGAACGAGCUGGUCACCUGGCCAAACGGGCUAAGCGUUCCUCAACUCCCCGACUUAACCCGUCGCGCAAUCUUCUCUCUCAAAGACGGAAGCGAACCAUCAGAUCGUGAGCUCCUAGACGUCCUACUCACAGCUUCGCAGUACGAGAGCACCGAUCCAAGAGACAAAGUCUUCGGCAUCCUGAGUCUCGUUAACGAAGGACUCAAGCCCGACUACUCGCUCCCGGUGGAGGACAUCUACACCGGCAUUGCGGCAUACCUAGCCACAUAUCUCUGUGACAUGAGAAUCCUAGCAUUCGCAGGCGCAAGUCGAUCAACACUCGACAUCCCAUCUUGGGUUCCAGACUGGAAUCAGAAGAAGAGUCUUGAUCUCCCCCGACUCGAUAUCGACAGUUCUGAACUCAGCACUAACGAACGUACCGUCCCUCUUGCCUUCCAUGGCAUGGUAUCGAACAACAUCGAGAUCCUUGUUGAUCCCAAGUUGAGAGCAUUGCAAUGCUCCGCGAUAAAACUUUGCAAUUACAAUAAGUGGCAAGGGAUACGCCCCAGGCCAUUCAGGUGUCGUAUCUUACCGAGGAAUAUUCAGGGACGUCCCGUUGAUAACCGUCUUCAAGUACGAGACUUCGACCUCCAGAGAGGCGAGGUUAGUGCGUUCCUUAUUCAAGGAAUUGACCAUCCUGUUCUUCUGCGACAUAUUCCCAAAAAGGAGGCCUACGAGCUGGUAACGACAUGCAUCGCCGCGUGCUAUCCAUCGACACCGGGUGAAACGCUCAUCCCUGGUCUGCCAAAUGAAUCAGGACAGGAAGCUCCAUCAAUACUGAACGUCUAUCCACUGUCCGAAAUGGAAAAAGAAAGUAUUUCAAAUUUCGACAACAAAGCUCUUAGGGUAAUCCAGCGGCACACGAGUACCCCUCUCAGCCCAGACCUACGCACCUUCGCCCACGCCAGCGCGAGGUACAUCGACAUCGCAACAAUUUUCCAAUCCGAACUAGGAGGAAUCGAAAAGUCCCUCCGCGACUCAUGGCGCGAGCAAGAAGAGAGAGUAGGAUGGCUAUUCAACGACCACAAAAAGCUCUGGUCCUUCGUCUCGUACCUCGAAGACCAAGACUCCGACAUCCGGCGCGGCAUCGGGAAAAUGCCACGCGCAGAAGAAGUAAACCUGUGA
This is a messenger RNA of Penicillium argentinense, 2001 nucleotides long. RefSeq lists its product as uncharacterized. Lineage: Eukaryota; Fungi; Ascomycota; Eurotiomycetes; Eurotiales; Aspergillaceae. The transcript has a single exon. The record is from RefSeq and is a predicted model, not a curated record. The coding region runs from base 1 to 2001 and encodes 666 amino acids.